Messenger RNA from Didymodactylos carnosus, 1374 nucleotides. The record is from the annotation of a GenBank genome assembly. NCBI's taxonomy places the organism in Eukaryota, Metazoa, Rotifera, Eurotatoria, Philodinida, Philodinidae.
AUGAUAAAAAGUUUACUAAAAAUGAUCAUUCGUGAAUCAACAUCAUUAGCCUUAAAAUUUGAAGUUCUAGCCGAAUGUCAGACAACAAAAGCACGUGUCAGCCGUCUAACAUUGCCUCACGUACCAGAAGGAAUACAGACACCAGUCUUCAUGCCUGUUGGCACUCAAGGUACACUCAAAGGUUUAACACCUGAACAAUUAAAACAGAUCGAUUGUAAAUUAAUAUUAGCAAAUACAUACCAUUUGGGUCAUAGACCGGGUCCCGAAUUACUGCAAAAAAUGUCUGGUUUACAUGCAUUUAUGCAUUGGAAUGGGGCUUUAUUAACGGAUUCUGGUGGUUUUCAAAUGGUCUCACUCGUUAAAUUAUCGGAAGUAACUGAGGAAGGUGUUCAGUUUCAAUCACCGCAUGACAAUACACAAAUGUUAUUAACACCAGAAAAAUCAAUCGAAAUACAAAAUGUUAUCGUGCAAAGUUUAGCAUACAACUCUAAUAAUUAUCCAUUAACAGCCGGGUGGAAUAAAACACAAAUUUUAAGUCCAUUACAUUUAAAAAAUACAAGUGCAAUUGUUCAUGCUCGAAAUGAACAAAACAUUGCUAAAUACACAUUAAGACACAUUCACUGCGCCGAUAUAAUUAUGCAAUUGGAUGAUGUUGUAUCAAGUACAAUAACUGGACCAAGAGUCGAAGAAGCGAUGUGGAGAUCUCUUCGAUGGCUUGAUCGUUGUAUGAAAGCUCAUCAACGUCCCACUGAGCAAAAUUUGUUUCCCAUUGUUCAAGGUGGCCUAGAUUCACAAUUACGAACAAAAAGUUUAGAAGAAAUAAUUAAACGUGAUUGUCCCGGUUAUGCAAUCGGUGGAUUAAGUGGUGGUGAAGACAAAGAUCAAUUUUGGCGAAUAGUUACAUUGUGUACAGAUUAUUUACCCAAAGAGAAACCACGUUAUUUAAUGGGCGUCGGCUUUGCCAUUGAUCUUGUUAUUUGUUCUGCACUUGGUUGUGAUAUGUUCGAUUGCGUAUUUCCCACUCGUACAGCACGUUUUGGUUGUGCAUUAGUCGAUUCUGGUCAGCUCAAUUUAAAUAAAUCUCAAUAUGUUAAAGAUUAUCGUAAAAUCGAUGAUGAUUGUUCAUGUUAUACAUGCAAAAAUUAUACGCGAUCGUAUUUGAACACAAUUGUAUCCAAUGAAACGACGGCAUGUCAUCUAAUUACGAUACACAAUGUUGCAUAUCAGAUGCGCUUAAUGGCUCGUAUUCGUCAAGCAAUUAUUGAACAACGUUAUCCAGAAUUUAUUCGUCAUUUUGUUCAAAUAUAUUUUCAAGAUAAAUCUGUACCAGAUUGGGUAACAAAUUCAUUAAAAUCCGUUAACAUCACUUUGUGA